CAGUCUAUAUGUAUUAUGUAGCGAGAAAAUUGCAGAAAAACACAUAACACAGAAUAUUUUCAAAACAUAAUGGUUUACGUCAAGUCUACUUCCUCCAUCAUUCCGAGCAAGCCUACCCCGGUUGGCGUAUUACGGUUAUCUGAGUGUGAUCAACGAAUGCAAUGGACUCAUAUCCCGCUCAUCUUUAUUUACAAAGCCACCGACGACAACAACGAGAAAACAAAAACAGUAGAGACUUUGAAAGACUCCCUAAGUCGUGUAUUGGUUCCCUAUUAUCCACUAGCUGGUCGACUACACUGGAUUCAUGGUGGUCGACUGGAAGUCCAUUGCAAUGCUAAGGGUGCGCAGUUACUGGAAGCUUAUUCUGAAGCAAAACUUGAUGAACUUGGCGACUUUGCACCAAUGAAGGCAAUCGAAGAUCUGGUCCCUAAGGUUGAUUAUGGUAGUCCGAUUGAGGACUGGCCGUUGCUGCUGGUGCAAGUCACAAGAUUUAGUUGCGGUGGUCUCUGUGUUGCAACAGUCAUGUCCCAUACAAUGGUUGAUGGAUGGUCUGCAGCUAAAUUCUUCAAUGCAUGGGCCAAGUUGGCUCGAGGAAAUGAAUUGGAGGAGAAUGAGAUGCCUUUUCAUGAUCGCACCAUAUUACGAUCACUUCAUGAACCGCCUAUGCCUCCACGCUUUGAGCAUAUAGAGUUCACCAAACCACCACUCCGAUUGGGACACACUGAUGCCAAAGAGGAGAAGAAGAAAGAAACUUGUGUCGCCAUAUUGGAAGUCACCAAAGAGCAAGUCGAGGGACUAAGGAAGAAAGCCAAUGAGAUCCCAUGUCAGGACGUGGAGAUGGUGUCGACGCGACCUUAUUCUCGAUAUGAAGCUAUUGCCAGCCACUUAUGGAGGUGUAUAUGCAAGGCGCGAGCAAACGAUAACUCUCAACCAACAAGAGUUACCUUGGUGAUUGAUUUUCGCAGCCGCUUGAAGCCGUCUCUCCCCCCAGGAUACUUUGGAAACACAGUUCUUCAGACCGUAACAUCGAAAUGUGUCCAUGGCGACCUAUUGGCCAAACCACUUAGUUAUGCUGCUGGAAAACUAAGGGAAGCCAUCGAGCGUAUGACAGAUGAGUAUAUAAGGUCUGCUCUUGAUUUUAUAGCUAGCCAGAAGGAUGUGGGUGCUUUGAGGUGUGGCUUGCACAAUGGUGCACACACCAAUCCACCUAAUUAUUUAGGAAAUCCCAACGCUUCUAUUAUAAGUUGGAUCAAUUUGCCAUUUUAUGGUAUGGAUUAUGGGUGCGGAAAGCCAAUAUACGUUGGUCCAGCAUUAUUAAAUGAUGACGAUGGCAAGACGUACAUCAUGUCAAGUCCAGCUGCAGAUGGAUCUCUAAUCAUAGCACUCCGUUUGCAAACAGAAUGCAUGAAUUCUUUUAAGAAGUUCUUCUAUGAGGACAUGCCAUGGUAAUGGACCAUAAAAAUCGAGCUACUUAGUAAUUACAUAGCAGUUUAUCUAUAGAAUAAAUGUGGGUAAAGGUGGCAGGCUAUGGAUUGUCACCAAGGGAAGAUGUACGUUGCUUGCUAUUAUGUUGAUUUUAGUUUCCUUCUUUAUUUUCAUGAGCUUAUCAGUUGAGAAAGUGAUGAAUAUCAACUACUUUGGGUUAUU
Juglans microcarpa x Juglans regia is the source of this 1647-nucleotide messenger RNA. RefSeq names its product spermidine hydroxycinnamoyl transferase-like. Bases 70 to 1449 code for a protein of 459 amino acids. Lineage: Eukaryota; Viridiplantae; Streptophyta; Magnoliopsida; Fagales; Juglandaceae. The record is from RefSeq and is a predicted model, not a curated record. Gene Ontology annotation, molecular function: acyltransferase activity, transferring groups other than amino-acyl groups. The transcript has a single exon.